Molecule: messenger RNA, 1011 nt
Organism: Cladophialophora bantiana CBS 173.52
Lineage: Eukaryota; Fungi; Ascomycota; Eurotiomycetes; Chaetothyriales; Herpotrichiellaceae
Exons: 1
Coding region: 1-1011 (336 amino acids)
Cellular component (GO): plasma membrane
Source: RefSeq, a predicted model, not a curated record
AUGACCACCCUCGCCACCUCGCUAGCCUCAGGCCUCAUCUUCGGGUCCGCCCUGACGCUCUCCAGCGUCGCCUCUCCACGCACAAUCAAAGACCAAUUCCGACUCGCGGACUUCCACAUGCUGCUUACAUUCCUGACUGCGUCGGCGUCCAGCGCGAUAGUCAUUGCACUGCACAAUUCCAGACAACACGCCACCAAUAACAAGAAACUGUCUGUGAAACCGGGCAGCACGUUUGGCUGGUUCGGGAGAUAUGACGGGAACGUGAUUGGAGGAGCCCUGCUGGGUGUCGGCAUGGCGCUCACGGGCGCGUGUCCCGGGACGAUGCUCGUGCAGGCCGCGGCAGAGGUGGGCCGGAGCAGGCUGUUGAUCUUCGGCGGGUUGGUCGCUGGGAUCGCGUUCGUCAAGUGGAAGGAGGGGCGGAUAUCCCAGUCAACGACGACGCCGCCGAGUGGCAAGAACAGUAGCACGCUGAUGGAGGCUACGGGGUGGUCGACGAAAGCGACGGUAUUGACAUACGAGGUUGCAAUGCUGGCCAUCAUUGCCCUGGUCACCCUGUACACGCCGCGCGGCCACCACUACUUGCUCCAUCCCGUCACGGGCGGGCUGCUGAUCGGCCUGGGCCAAGCAUCCUCGGUGGCGCUGACGAAGAAGCCAGUCGGCGUGAGCUCUGCGUAUGAAGAUUUCGGCAAACUGUUCUGGUGGUUGGCGGAGGGCAAAGCGACGCCCGGCCUGGAGAGCAUCGUCUUCGUGGCGGGAUUGGUCGCCGGCGCACGACUGACGAUGCACCUUGUGCCCGCGACACUCGAAGCGCUGGCCGUCUCCUCGGCUGGAGAUGUUUCCCUCCUCUCUGCCCUCGUGGGCGGCUUUGCCGUGAUAUUCGGGGCCAGGCUAGCCGGCGGAUGCACGAGCGGGCACGGGAUCAGCGGCAUGUCUGCGAUGGGGCUGAGUUCUUUUGUUACAGUGGCUUCGAUGUUUGGGAGCGCCAUUGCUACCGCCCUUCUAGUCUACUAG